This is a messenger RNA of Oryzias latipes (Japanese medaka), 3459 nucleotides long. It is a transcript of the gene lrch1, whose product is annotated as leucine-rich repeats and calponin homology (CH) domain containing 1. The record is from RefSeq and is a predicted model, not a curated record. Gene Ontology annotation, cellular component: cytoplasm. Lineage: Eukaryota; Metazoa; Chordata; Actinopteri; Beloniformes; Adrianichthyidae. Gene Ontology annotation, molecular function: protein binding.
ACGCAUUUGUAUAUGAAUUAAGACAUUGCACAUACAAUAUGAAAGUAUUUAUGUGAGUGACUUUUUUAAAAGAAUAACAAUAAUAAUUAUUAUUUUAUGUUUACAUUUAAAAACACCUUUGUUUUGUGAGCUGGUGUUUUAUUUUGAAAGUCAGACGUCGUGUCGUGGCUCUUGCCCUUGUGUGACGCUUGACGCAGGCGCAGACGGAGGAAAAACGCGGCGGCGACAAUCGUGUCGGAUCCUGGCUGCGCAGCAGGGCGGCGUGACGAGGCUGGAAGUCGUUGCCCCGCUGUUCGCCCGCACGCGCGCUCAGCCUCGCUCUUCCUCUUGGAUCUAGGUGCAGACAGAGAGGAGGAGAAUCAUGGCGACGUUGGGACCGGAGUCGGCUCGCCUUCCUCUUGCCCAGCUCGCUGCUCCUUCGUCGAUUCAGAAUCACAUCUGCGGCGCCAACCUGCCUCACAACCGCGGCUUGGAGCGGGCUCUGGAGGAGGCGGCGGCCAGCGGGGUUCUCAACCUCAGCUGCCGGAAAAUGAAAGAAUUUCCCCGCACUGCUGCGAACCACGACCUGAGCGAUACCGUGGAGGCAGACCUUUCAAAGAACCGACUGGCGGACGUUCCCUCAGAGGUUUGCCACCUGGUUGCCUUAGAGACACUAAACUUAUAUCACAACUGCAUUCGGACCAUCCCAGACAGCAUCAUCAGCCUGCAGUCCCUCACGUCGUUAAACCUCAGCCGGAAUCAGCUGAGCUCCCUGCCGGCCUGUCUGUGUGGGUUACCCUUGAGAGUCCUCAAUGCCAGCAACAACAAGCUGGUCAGCCUGCCGGAGACCAUCGGGCAGCUGCAGAGCCUCAUGGAGCUGGACAUCAGUUGCAAUGAGAUCACAGCUCUUCCUCGCCACAUCGGCAGACUCAAAGCUUUGCGAGAGCUGAAUGUCCGCAGGAAUCUUCUCUGUGUUCUGCCAGAAGACCUGGCCGACCUUCCUCUAGUGAAGUUUGAUGUCUCCUGCAAUAAAGUGUCUACCAUCCCGGUGUGCUACAGAAACAUGAAGCAGCUCCAGUCACUCCAGUUAGAGAACAACCCACUGCAGAGCCCACCUGCACAGAUCUGCAUAAAAGGCAAAGUUCACAUAUUCAAAUAUCUGAGCAUCGAAGCGUGUCGCAGCGAGAAGAUGCCUGAUUCUCUAUACCUGCCCGUCAUGGAGCGACUCACCCUAUCACGACCCACUACUGGCAGUGUGGAGGACAUGGAGCAGCAGAAGAAGCAGGACUGUGACUCGGGCGUCGGGAGUGACAACGGAGACAAGAGGCUGUCUGCUACUGAGCCCUCAGAUGAAGACAGUCUGGGUCUCAACGUGCCCAUGAGCAACAUCACAGAGGAGGAUGGAUUCAGCAAAGACGACUCCAGCGAACACAUCAGCUCUCUGUCAGCUGAUCCAAACUCUGACUCGGUGCGUCUGAUCGAGGAGAGCCCUACAGAAGCCUUGAAGGAUCAGUUCAGCUACAGAGACUCUGCUCUCAGCGAGCGCUUCAUCAGCUACAUUAAGGGCCGGGCAGUGGCAGACUUGGACGAGCCCCUCCAGAUAGAAGAAGACUCACACUGGCAAACGGACCCAACCUCAAAGCAUCCAGAGACGUCAGGGCUCCACAUCAACAUGAUCAACCAGCUGAAGGAGGCUGUGCAGCUCCUGCAGGACCCCAGCAGGGUAAACACCGAUGAUGUGUCAGGAGUGCAGCUCUACCCGGUGGAGAUGGUCACAGUGGAAGAGUCCAUAAAUGGGCAGGACAGCGAUGAUGGCGACUUCAGGCCAAAGCGAGAUGAAGGGUCUCCGGUCAGCGGACCUUCAUCCUUCUCCAGCCCCCCGUUUGGACUGAAGCCCCGCUCAGCUCCGCCGUCACUUCCGUGCUCACCUCCCCCUUCCUGUCUAGACCCCUCCCUUCUCCCACAGGCCUCGCCCCUUCAUAGAGACACACAUCGUAGCCAUGACGACGGGGACAUUCACAAUCGCGUGUUCCUGCGAAGUCACAAGAGUCUGGAGUCUGUGGAUCCUCAGUUCACCAUGAGACGAAAGAUGGAGCAGCUGAGAGAGGAACUGGAGCUCCUGGAGCAGCUGAGAGACAACAUUGAGAGCAGGCUGAAAGUGGUCCUCCCCGAAGACCUCGGGUCGUCUCUAAUGGACGGCGUCGUUCUCUGCCAUCUGGCCAACCACAUUCGGCCGCGCUCGGUCGCCAGCAUCCACGUUCCCUCCCCGGCGGUGCCCAAACUCAGCAUGGCCAAGUGUCGAAGAAAUGUGGAAAACUUCCUGGACGCUUGCAGAAAAAUCGGUGUACCAGCGGACAAACUGUGUCUCCCCCAUCACAUCUUGGAGGAGAAGGGUCUCGUGAAGUUGUGCAUGACAGUGCAGGCUCUGGUGGAGCAGGUCCCCUCCAAACAGCCCCUGCUGACGUGAGCACGGGGGGCCGACGGCGCCAACACCCUGAAAGGAUCUUCUGGAGUUUGCAGCUCACUUCUGUGGCCUUUCUGCAUCGUUGGCUGUGUAUUUAUUCAUGCAGAGAAGGAACCAGCAGAAGUGAUAUGACAAUUCACGAGGGGAAGUCUUAAGAUCACGCCGAGCACAGAUCAAAUGAACCGGAGGAAACUUUUUACCUGGAGAAAACGUCAAACCAAUCUCUGAUGUUUCUCUGUUAUAGAGUUGGAGUGGGAGGUGAGUGACGGCCAACCAUGUUUCCUCUUGUUUAUUCGGAGGAAUUGAAAGGUCUAAAUACAGCUUCACCUUUUUUUUUUUUUGACUCGGUUUAGUGAAUUUAACACUGGCAAUUUUUAUUCCCCUUCUCUAAAUGGGAGAGAAAAUAUCAUUAUUUCACAACAAAAAAUAUUCCUUUGUUUUAUCACAAAGCAUUUUUUUAAGCAAUAAGUAUAUCUCAAUUCUCUCUUCAGUUACUUAAUGAAUUUGACAUAUUUUUCCUGAAAAUUCCCAUUUUUCUCCCAAAAGCUUUCCUCAGUCAGGUCAGCCUUUUUAAACAAAUGUUUAGUUUAAUUAUAUGUUUCUUUUGGAGCUGAGCCGCCGCGUCACAUCAGUUUAAACCUUUCAGGCAUCUCCAGAACACGCUAUCUAUGCACAUAUGUCAAAAGCUUCUAAAUAAGUUUCUAAACUGUGUACAGAUGACACAUUUGUUUCUACUGAAUAUUUUCUGUGAAGUAUUUAGGAAAAGUGUUUUGCUCUCUGUUUUUUUUUUUUUUUAAGAAUGAAACCAAAAUACAUCUUAAUAUGCAAUUUGCCGGUUAUUCAGUGAGAAGAGGUUUUGAGUUUGGGACAAAACUACAAUCUGAAGUGCAGCAACUCUAGACUGUUGAUGUAACUCAUUCAUCAUUCAUCUUCUAAACCCGUUUUGUCCCUUUCGGGUUCACGGGCUGCUGGAGCCUAUCCUGGCCACUCGUGGGCGAAAGCUGGGGACAUCCUGG